This is a messenger RNA of Hyaloscypha bicolor E, 492 nucleotides long. Its product is annotated as Tim17-domain-containing protein. Gene Ontology annotation, cellular component: TIM23 mitochondrial import inner membrane translocase complex; mitochondrial inner membrane. The transcript has 4 exons. The coding region runs from base 1 to 492 and encodes 163 amino acids. The record is from RefSeq and is a predicted model, not a curated record. Lineage: Eukaryota; Fungi; Ascomycota; Leotiomycetes; Helotiales; Hyaloscyphaceae. Gene Ontology annotation, biological process: protein import into mitochondrial matrix. Gene Ontology annotation, molecular function: transmembrane protein transporter activity.
AUGGAUCAUACACGAGACCCAUGCCCCUGGGUGGCAUUGAAUGAUUUUGGAGGAGCUUUCUGUAUGGGGGCGAUAGGAGGUGCAGUAUGGCACGGCGUGAAAGGUUUUCGAAACUCACCGUAUGGCGAACGACGGAUUGGUGCCCUCACAGCUAUCAAGGCGCGAGCACCUGUAUUGGGGGGUAACUUUGGUGUCUGGGGAGGGCUGUUUUCAACAUUUGAUUGUGCAGUGAAGGGGGUCAGGAAGAAGGAAGACCCAUAUAAUGCCAUUAUUGCAGGAUUUUUCACGGGAGGAGCGUUGGCCAUUAGAGGAGGAUACAAAGCUGCAAGGAACUCAGCGAUAGGAUGCGCAUGUUUACUGGCUGUUAUUGAGGGUGUUGGGAUUGGAUUCCAAAGGAUGAUGGCGGAGAAUACGCGACUAGAAGUACCACAACCUCCUCCUCCCCCACCAUCAGAAACCGGAGGUACUGGCUUCCCAGCACUUGCUCACUGA